Molecule: messenger RNA, 603 nt
Organism: Stereum hirsutum FP-91666 SS1
Lineage: Eukaryota; Fungi; Basidiomycota; Agaricomycetes; Russulales; Stereaceae
Exons: 2
Coding region: 1-603 (200 amino acids)
Source: RefSeq, a predicted model, not a curated record
AUGGUUCAUCAACGGCGUCGCACGUACUGCCAGUGGCAUGGCCCCGAUUCUGAUGACGCGGAUGAUUUAUUAUGCUUCUGCCCUUUCUUGACGUGUUAUUUUGCCUUCUCUCUCGACCAUAUAGCCUCAGUCGACUUCUUAGAUGACCCGGAGGCUACUUCCGCUGCACAGAAAAUCAAUGGUGGAACCUACAUCGGCUUGGCUGAACGCACACUGGACUUGCCUUUACCCGACCGCCCACUUCACAGAAUGCGUAUACGUCUUCUCAGCCAGGGUUUGCCGUCAGGAGAAGACCUUGAGCGACGAUGCGUUCAGGCGGCGAUGUGUUUGCCCAUCUCUCCUGCUACUCAACAUCCGACCGGGAGACUACCGGUUAUUCCUUCCAAACCAUUCCCAUGGGAUAACAUUUACCAUCAUUCACCGAUGUUCACUAUUCUUCGCAUACCUACUCGCACGCAGGAUUACUCUGCUGCGAUUUUCUCCAGUCACCAGGACAUGAGUCGCUUGCGCAGGGCUUGGAACGAGGAUGAGACGGAGCGUAAAGCCCUACUGGAGGCAGCCCAGUUUUACAAUGUGGACGGUAUGCUUUUGUACCCAGAUUGA